GGUAUAUUUGGUAUUAUUUAUGGUUCUCGAGCCCAACGGUAUAUUUUAGUGGUCGAUCUACGGUCACGCUGAAAUAUUUGUACACAAUAAAAACCGGCUCGUUUUUUCGCUGAAAAAGAACGUUACUCUCUGCAAAAUGAUCACCGACAUGCAACUGGCCAUUUUCUCCAACGUUCUGGGCGUGUUUCUGUUCCUGCUGGUGGUUGCCUACCAUUAUAUUAAUGCCAAUACCGGAAAGCCCAGCGCCAAGGCAAAAUGAUGUAGAAUGUUUCCGCUAACAGACUAAUGUAGUUGUACCAGGAUAAUGAUAAUGCUGCUUCAUUCGCAAAAUAAAUAGUUGUACAAAUCUAA
Molecule: messenger RNA, 351 nt
Organism: Drosophila simulans
Lineage: Eukaryota; Metazoa; Arthropoda; Insecta; Diptera; Drosophilidae
Product: dolichyl-diphosphooligosaccharide--protein glycosyltransferase subunit 4
Exons: 3
Coding region: 137-259 (40 amino acids)
Cellular component (GO): oligosaccharyltransferase complex
Source: RefSeq, a predicted model, not a curated record